This is a messenger RNA of Sciurus carolinensis (gray squirrel), 2553 nucleotides long. Its product is annotated as triggering receptor expressed on myeloid cells 1-like. Gene Ontology annotation, biological process: chemokine production; neutrophil-mediated killing of gram-negative bacterium; cytokine production involved in immune response. Bases 64 to 735 code for a protein of 223 amino acids. NCBI's taxonomy places the organism in Eukaryota, Metazoa, Chordata, Mammalia, Rodentia, Sciuridae. The transcript has 4 exons. The record is from RefSeq and is a predicted model, not a curated record.
GGGUGGUGCCUUAUAGCUGACGCAGGAGCCCACAGGGGCAGUUGGAGCUGGACUACUUGAAGGAUGAUGCUCUGGGGGUUGCUGUGGAUGCUGUUUGUUUCAGGACUCCAAGCUGCAGAGGAAAAAUGUGUCCUAGCAGAGGGGGAGACCCUGACUGUGAACUGUCCCGUCAACCAGAAGUAUAAAUACAGCAAGAAGGCUUGGCAGAGGCUGAGGGACGGGGAGCAGCCCCAGACGCUGGUUGUCACAGAGAGUUCUCAGGGGACACUCAGUCAAAUCCAGGUGGGGAGGUACAUUCUCAGAGAUGACCCUCAGGAGUCCAUGCUUCAGGUCCGAAUGAUAAACCUUCAAGUGGAGGACUCAGGACUGUAUCGGUGUGUGAUCUACUAUCCUCCUCCCAAGGAGCCCAUCCUCCUGUUCCAUCCUGUCCCCCUGGUGGUGACCACAGAUACCUCUGACAAGAAUCCUACCACGAAAUUGACUCAGAUUCUCACCCUUCCUACCACGAACAUCCCAAGUAUACCCUAUACCAGCUCUAGGACUGUGACCCCAUUCCUACCCACGCCAACUGCUGUCAUCUCUCCAAACACCACAGUCAACCUCACAAAGGUGACAGAUACCAUCAGCAGGCUCCUUGUGUUCAGCAUUGUCAUUCCUGUGGCCUGCGGAAUCUUCAUUAAGAGCCUGAUCUUCACUGUCCUGUUUGCUGUCACUCAGAGGUCAUUUGGACGCUAGACCCACGAACCCACGACAGUGACCCUGACCUCUGUCCAUGUCCACCUGGCAGUUGUUGGAAGCCAAAUGGAGAGGGUCUGAAUUGAAUCUGUGCUCACGGGAGAUUUCCAGGGCCCAGGAUUCCCUGAUACCUGGCCCUGUCCACAUUGAUCACCCUCAGAAGAGAAGGAACGGCUCCCAGCAGGACCCCGCUCUUCACUCCACCUGCAACUUGGUGUGAAGUAAAGACAGCCCAGUGCUUUCCACCAUCACUCUCUUGUGGGGUUGUGAGGUUGAGCAGGCACGGCCGGUAUUGCUGCCCCUGUCCUUACCCUGGACCAUACUAUUUCAACCAUGGACAGAACUUAGAAGCAUCCUCCUUCCCCAGCCACUGGAGUGAGCCUCCCUCUCUUGAGAAUCAGACGCCUGGGUUUUCUCUUUUCAUCUGUCACUCUCCCAACAUUUCUACCCAUAGAACAAGAAGAGAAGAGGCCAUGGUGGGAAUUAAUGAGAAACCAAGUUGUGCUGACCGUUGUAUCCUGGGAAAACACUAGGAGACAAGAUGGGAUGCGCAGGGUGAUGGGUAGAUAGCACCUGCCUUGCGGUGUGUGCUUUGUCUCUGGAUCCUGAAACUAACCCAUGAAGGCAGAGGUGUACGUGACCAAGGUGAGGUCACAUGAGUAGUAAGUCACCAUUUCCUGGCAGGAAGGAAGAUUGAAGAACUCUUGCUGAGGGGAUCGGAAGUCACAUGAAGAGCCAGGAGUUCUGCCUCUCUUCCUUGAAUCACAUGAGGGGCAAACAUGGCAGGGUGACAAGAUCCCACCAGUGGGGCUCUGGAGGCUGUCCCUUGUGUGCCCCUUAGCUCUCACUCACCAUCCUCCUCCACUUGGUCUGCACCCAACUCCCCUGACGGCUCCCAUGCUGUCUCUGGGACUCUCCCACUGUCCCCCAUGAAAUAGGUAUGCAGGUCACCUGUGCCUUGAGACCUCCACCCACGUUAAACCAGGACUUCUCUGUGUCCUACCUCUGGGUUCUACAGCAGAAGGGACCCCAAUGGUGGGGAAAGGAGAUGGGUCCUUCCAUUCCAAUUCAGCAAUGAUCAAGGUCAGUUUCAUCCUAGAGCCCCCAAAAACAAACACACCUUGCCACACAACAUCUGUCUCAUGAUAGGAAACACAUUCCUGCAAUCAGCGAGACUUUCCCCCUCCUCUGCAAACAAACAAACAAACCUGGUUCUGAGGUACAUGCUUCCAUCCCACAAGGACUCCCUCCUAAUGAUUAUGGCUCUACCUGAACCCACCCAGGGACGGCACUGACCUCAGAGAUGAUUUCUGAUCCCCUAAUUUUGAGUUCAUUAGAAGGGGUGUGAGUGGAAUUCAUCUCAUGCUGGAGCUCCUCGAGUCUUCAGAGAAGGACUUAUCCAGAAGUCGACCGUCUCAGCUUUCCCUGUCUUGAACUGAGCAGCUCAGAUGCAGCGGCUGAAUGGCGCACAGUGUUUACAUCCUGAGGUGGCUGGCCCGGCACCUGCAUUUUAGCAGUUCCAAUGUUCUUUAAGUUUAUGAAGAUGACAAAAAAGGCCAGGGGCAGGGGAGACACUGUAAUUGGAGGCUACCCAGAAGAGGCAGGACACACUGGAUCAGUGUUUCCCAAACAGUACCUCUUAGAACACUGCAUUGCCUUCUCCUGAAGCCUAAGACACUCGCUCAGCUUCCGGGGCUCCUGCGAGUCUAUCAGAUCACAGCUUACAGUUAUCUUGGUGCUGCUCAAGUUUGUUUCAAAGAAAUCAUAAUGCUCUCUGUUAAACACCGUGACACAUUCAUAUAUUUAUCCAGAACUGCA